AUGUCAGCCGCAUCAAACAGUAGCUUAGCUGCAGCAGCUUUUUCCUCAAUUUUUGGCCUAACGUCAUCGACUACUUCCGAGGCAUCAACGCUUCUAAACCCACUCAAACUUUUCCCAACUGUUAUUUCAAACGCUGGUGGAUCUGCAGCAUAUCAAUGCACAGAAAUCCUUGUGAAACAAGGUUGCAAUCGCGAAUUUCCUCUAGAAGUUCAGGCAAGAAUGACAAUUAGCCAGUUGAAAACAAAAAUUGCUCAGCAAAUUGGCAGCUGUCACGAGAUCAUUUAUGAUCAUCGUACUCUCGAGGAUAAUCGCACAUUGUUCGAUUACGAAAUUCGUACAAAUAGCAUCGUGCGAAUACGGAAAAGUCCAGGUGACAUUUCCAUUUCCGUAAAAAUGGAAAAUGGCAAAACAAUUGAGAUAGAUACCAAUUUAUCAGACAAAGUUGAAGAUUUAAAAGCAAAAGUUCAAGAUCAAGAAGGAAUUCCAUCUGAUCAGCAACGUCUGGCUUUUGAAUACAAACAACUUAUGGAUGUUCAAAGCCUAUCACAUUACAAAAUUAGAGACAAGUCAACGAUACAUCUUGUACGGCCUCUUUUUGGAGAAAUGAUAAUUUUUGUCAAAACCCCAACUGGCAAAACAAUACCACUCAUGGUCGAACAAAGCUACACCAUUGAAACUGUGAGAAUAAUGAUUCAAGAUAAAGAAGGCAUACCACCUGAUCAGCAACGCCUGAUUUAUGAUGGCAAACAACUUAAAGAUGGUGAAACGUUAUCUGACUAUAAUAUUCAAAGCAAAUCGGCAUUGCAUUUAGUAUUGAGAUUGAGAGGAGGCGGCGACCCCAAUGUCAGCAUCGAACUCGGUAGUGGGAAGACGGUAGUAUUCAAUUGUAAUGAUGGUAGAACUGUUGGAGAUAUCAAAGCGAAAAUUCAACACCUAUUAGGGAUUCCGCUUGAGCAACAACGACUACACUUUCGGGGCACAGAACUUGAAGAUAGACAGGUCCUAAUGAGGCUCGAAGGUCUAUGGGGACGGUGGCCGACUUUUUACUUACCAAUAUGGAUUUUUGUGAAAACUCAAAACGGAAAAACAGUGACAUUGAAAGUAGAACAAACAAAAACUAUUAGAAGUACACAACAUAGCGGUGAGGACGAGAUUAUUCGGGUCAUUGACCGUCAUUCAAUUGAUGAAAUCAAAGCACUUAUUGAAGAAAAACUGAAUAUUCCACCAUGCCGACAGCUACUGUUUACGAAUGGCACAUUUCAAACAAAUGAUGAAAAACUCUUUUUGAAUAUGAUAAAGGACCUUGCAGUGUUCGUUGUCGAUACAGCGAGUAAUUAUGCCCUCGUCGCCCUGGAAUUUCCAAAUAAAAAGCCUAAACCUUAUUUUUUCGAUAAGCCGGUAUCUACUUCGAACUUGAGCAAGAAAAUUGAAGAAGCUACUGGUUAUUCUAUCCAAGCACAAAAUCUGCAAGUAUCUGCUGGUGACAAGAAAAAUACCAUUAUUGACAAUGGAUGUGUCAUAACAGUCAGCAUUGAUAGUCCAUAUUUGUUUUUGAAUUUACCAGCCACAUUUCCUCAAAUAGCAACAAGUCAGUUUUUGCCAUCAAAUACUGUUGAGCAGGUGAUCGGCGAUAUUGCAGUUCAAUCAAAUAUUCUUCCUUAUCGACUCAGUCUAUUUGAUCCACUCACUCACAAAAAACUUAUUAAUAAAAAAGCAACCUGUGCCUCAUAUGAGCUAGAAGCUGGCCGAAUCGUUGAUGUACAUGUUGCGGAGCCUACUCAUCAGCAAAUAUUGAUUAUUAUGUCUACUGGUAAAGCAUUUGAUCUAGAUGUGAUUCUGGAUAACUCUAUCUAUGAUUUGAAAAAAAUAAUUGAAAAUCGAGAAGCUAUUGAAACUCAAUAUCAAAUUAUUCUUAAAGAUGACCAACAGCUUGCUGAUAAUGUACAUCUGGGAGACUGUCUUACCGACUCCUGUGCUUCUUUGUUUGUGAAUAUUGUACUAAGUGGCCCGCUGGCCCUUGACCCUUCAUUAUUAGCACCUCAUCUCGACUUUGACUUCACUGACAUUGAUGAUACAGAAAAAAUGUUCACUAGAGGAAAUCAUGUAUAUGAAAGACCAUCUGGCUGCAAGCGAAUUGCGCUCAAUGUAGCAGGAAAUUAUGGAUACGACGAUAGAUGGCUUGGAAUGCCAGUAACCGACGAAGAAUGGCCUGUAUCAUACCACGGAACUGGAAAGCACAAUGCCAUGAGCAUCACAGAAGAAGGCUAUAAGAUUAGCAAAAGUCAAAAUUUCAAAUUCGGUAAAGGUAUUUAUUCCACGCCUGAAGUCGAAGUGGCAAAAUUAUAUGCAAAAGAAUUCGAACAUGACGGACAAAAAUACUUUGUUAUGUUCCAAAACCGAGUCAAUCCACGAUAUUUGAAAGUGAUUUACAAAGAAGAAAAUGAUAUUGGAACUUACUGGAUAAGCAGCAAAGGCCCAAAUGACACUGACAAUGAUAUAUGCGAUCUUAUUCGACCUUAUGCUUUGUGCAUUUUCAAAGCGUGA
This is a messenger RNA of Rotaria sp. Silwood2, 2544 nucleotides long. The record is from the annotation of a GenBank genome assembly. NCBI's taxonomy places the organism in Eukaryota, Metazoa, Rotifera, Eurotatoria, Philodinida, Philodinidae.